CAUUUCCAUUUCAGUUAACUGGUCACCUCAGGAGAGGACAUCCCUGACUACCUUACCUUCAGGAAGACCUUUCCUAGUUUCAGCUCACUGCUUUUCCUCAGCGCUUAAAACUAGCACCUUUUUAUUUCUUUUGCUAGUUUUCUUCUCACUCUGUAAGCUCUGUGAGAUCAGGGUCCACUUGGCAGCCCCUUACCCCAGAGCCUUAGUGUGUGGGCAAGGCACAGAUAAGGAAUUCUGAUGAUAGCUCCAGUGCUCGGUUCUUCCAUCCUCAGUGCCUGGUACACCAAGAGUAUGUGGCACACCAGAGCCAAGAUCACUACGAAAAAUCCUUAUUCGACUUCCAUAAGGCCACAGCGCAGGUCUCGAGCUCUCCACCUGAGUCUGAUUGUGCCUGGGCAACGGUCUCCUAGGAGACGGGGAAACAAGAGGGCGGGGCCGAGAGGGCGCAAGGCUGAGACGCGCUGUGGGGCGCUGCGAGCGAACCUGGCUAGAGGCGCAUGCAGGGCCUCAGCGCGGCGCUUCUCCUGAGCGCGGAGCAGCUGGGGCCCGGGGCCGCCUGGUACCGCCAGGAGGGCAGCUCGGGGUGCAGCAGCUGGCUCCGAAGGCCGCAGCCAUCCAAGCUCCGCACCAAUUUCUCGUCCCGCUGGCCCUGGUCGCGCAACUCCGAGUUCCGGCCGUCUGAGAAGCUACCAUGGCCUGGUCCUGCCUCCGCCAGGCCCGAGGUGGCGCGCUGUGGCGACUGCCGAGGGGAUUACAGCCCGUUGCCUGCGCGCCACCUAAGCAGCGCUCGCGAGUCGUCUGUGCCCGGUGCUCUGGGCACUGUGAACCCCGAACCCAUCUGCUCCCUGUUACCCCCGACCCCGGAUGAGCCCCUUCCUGAUGUCCUGCCGCCGCCUGAUGAUUCCCUACUCCUCUGGCGAGGAUUCUCCAAAGGACCUCACCACAUGGGCCGACUCAGAAACGCCAAAAUCCACGUAGAGAGAGCUGUCAAGCAGAAGAAGAUCUUUAUGAUUCAUGGCAGAUACCCGGUGAUCCGGUGUCUCUUGCGCCAGAGGGGCUGGGUAGAAAAGAAGAUGGUGCAUCCCCCGGGCACAAUCCUGCCACCACCCCAGAAGGAUCUAGAUAGCUCCAUGCUGGGGGACAGCGAUGCCACGGAGGAUGAGGAUGAAGAAGAGAAUGAGAUGUUCCGGGAGUCGCAGCUGUUGGACUUGGAUGGGAUCCUGGAAUUUGAUGACCUAGAUGGGGUACAUGCUUUGAUGUCCCGCAUGGUUCGAAAUGAGACCCCCUACCUCAUCUGGACCACUCGGCGGGACGUGCUGGAUUGCCGCUUCCUUUCCAAGGAUCAGAUGAUAAACCAUUAUGCCCGCGCAGGCUCCUUCACUACAAAGGUGGGCCUUUGUCUCAACCUCCGGAACCUGCCGUGGUUUGAUGAGGCUGAUGCUGACUCCUUCUUCCCACGAUGCUACCGACUGGGGGCAGAGGAUGACAAGAAAGCCUUCAUAGAGGACUUCUGGCUGACAGCUGCCCGCAACGUUCUCAAGCUGGUGGUGAAGCUGGAAGGGAAGUCCCAGUCCAUCUCCGUCCAGGCAGGAGAGGAAGAGGCCCUAGAAGAUACACAGCCCAAGAAACAGGAAAAGAAGACAGCGACGGUGUCCUCAGACUUUGUGGAUGAGGCUCUGAGUGCGUGCGAGGAGCACCUCAGCAGCAUGGCCCACAAAGACAUCGACAAGGACCCCAAUGCCCCGCUGUACCUCAGCCCUGACGAUUGGUCCCUGUUCCUUCAGCGCUACUACCAAAUAGUCCAUGAAGGGGCAGAACUCAGAUACCUGGACGGCCAAGUCCAGCGCUGUGAAGACAUCCUACAGCAGCUUCGGGCCGUGGUACCCCAAAUAGACAUGGAGGGGGACCGGAACAUCUGGAUCGUGAAGCCCGGAGCCAAGUCCCGAGGCCGAGGAAUCACGUGCAUGGACCACCUGGAUGAGAUGCUGAAGCUGGUGGACUGCAACCCCAUGCUCAUGAAGGACGGCAAGUGGAUCGUGCAGAAGUACAUUGAGCGGCCGCUGCUUAUCUUUGGCACCAAGUUUGACCUGAGACAGUGGUUCCUGGUGACCGACUGGAAUCCACUCACUGUGUGGUUCUACCGAGACAGCUACAUCCGCUUCUCCACACAGCCCUUCUCCCUGAAGAACCUGGACAACUCUGUGCACCUGUGUAACAACUCCAUCCAGAGACACUUGGAGGCUUCCUGUCACCGGCACCCGAUGCUGCCCCCAGAUAACAUGUGGUCCAGCCAGAGGUUUCAGGCCCACUUGCAGGAGAUAGAUGCCCCAAAGGCCUGGUCCAGUGUCAUUGUGCCUGGCAUGAAGGCUGCCGUGAUCCACGCCCUGCAGACCUCCCAAGACAACGUGCAGUGCCGGAAGGCCAGCUUUGAGCUCUAUGGGGCUGACUUUGUAUUUGGGGAAGACUUCCAGCCCUGGCUGAUUGAAAUCAACGCCAGCCCCACCAUGGCACCGUCCACAGCGGUCACGGCCCGCCUCUGUGCUGGUGUGCAGGCAGACACCCUGCGUGUGGUCAUUGACCGGAGACUGGACCGCAGCUGUGAUACAGGGGCCUUUGAGCUCAUCUAUAAACAGCCUGCUGUGGAGGUGCCCCAGUACGUGGGCAUCCGGCUCGUAGUGGAGGGCUCCACCAUCAAGAAGCCUGUGCCCGUGGGUCAUCGGCGGACAGGGGUCCGCUCGUCACUCCCUCAUCUGCUGACCCAGCAAGGCUCUGGGGAAAGCAAGGACUCAGGCUCCCCUACCUACAGGUCAGCUUCUAGGAAAAAUGCUAGGCCCGAGAGCGUGGAACACACGGAGAAGCCAGAAACUACUGCCGUCACCUCGGUCUCCGGAAAGGGGAAGAAAGCCUCUUUCCACUUCCCCAGCCUCCAUGCCAAGGCCUGGCUGCCUUCUCCCCGUGUGCACCGACCCCAGGGCCGGGUCCUCAGACUCCAGCAUGGCCAGCUGGUGGGCUCUAAGGCUCUGUCAACCACAGGCAAGGCCUUGAUGACUCUACCUACUGCCAAGGUUCUGAUGUCCUUCCCACCUCAGCCCGAUCUCAAACUGGAACCUAGCAUGCUGAAGCCAGGAAAGGUGGGCUUCGAGCUGUGCUGCAUACCCUGGCGGGCUGUGCUGAGCAGCGGGAUUGGGGAAGAAGGGCACAGGCAGAGGGCAGCGCCCAGACCAAGCAGCGCACCAGGGAAGGGCUUGUCUUCCACAGAACCCUGUUCCAAGACAGAGACCUGAUCAUCUCUCUCUUCCUCCCCCCCUUUACACCGAGGCUGCUAUCCCCCUGCACCUUCGAGGCCCCCACUUUGGAAGU
Messenger RNA from Apodemus sylvaticus (European woodmouse), 3360 nucleotides. It is a transcript of the gene Ttll3, whose product is annotated as tubulin tyrosine ligase like 3. The transcript is spliced from 13 exons. Gene Ontology annotation, biological process: cilium movement; protein modification process; cilium assembly. Gene Ontology annotation, cellular component: cilium. The record is from RefSeq and is a predicted model, not a curated record. The coding region runs from base 498 to 3284 and encodes 928 amino acids. Lineage: Eukaryota; Metazoa; Chordata; Mammalia; Rodentia; Muridae.